CUCCCGCGCCCCGACAUGCCCGAGCAGACUGGCUUCCCGGCGGCCAAGCGAUUCCGGCCGGGCUGCGGGCUUCCGAGCCGCUCGGGGUCCUGCCCUCCCGGGAGGAGAGUGAUGAUGCUGCUGACUGCGGGUGGCAGCAGCGGCGGAGGCCGCAGGCAGCAGCAGCCACCCCUGCCCCACUCCUCUGCCAGUCCCUACCGCGAGGCGGUGGAGCUUCAGCGCCGGAGUCUGCCCAUUUUCCAGGCACGGGGCCAGUUGUUGGCUCAGCUCCGGAACCUGGACAGCGCCAUCCUCAUCGGGGAAACUGGCUCCGGGAAAACGACCCAGACUCCUCAGUACCUCUAUGAAGGCGGGAUCGGCCGCCAGGGCGUCAUUGCUGUGACCCAGCCGCGCCGGGUGGCUGCCAUCUCUCUCGCUACCAGAGUCUCAGACGAAAAGAGAACCGAACUUGGGAAACUGGUUGGCUACACCGUGCGCUUUGACGACACCACUUCGGAAGACACCAGGAUAAAGUUCCUGACUGAUGGCAUGCUGCUGCGGGAGGCCAUCUCAGACCCCCUGCUCCGGAGGUACAGCUGUGUCAUCCUGGACGAAGCCCACGAGCGCACGGUGCACACGGACGUGCUCUUUGGCGUGGUGAAAGCCGCCCAGCGGCGGCGCAAGGAGCUGGGGAAGCUGCCGCUCAAGGUGAUUGUGAUGUCAGCCACCAUGGAUGUGGACCUCUUCUCCCAGUACUUCCACAGGGCCCCGGUCCUCUACCUGGAGGGGCGGCAGCACCCAAUCCAGGUGUUCUACACCAAGCAGCCGCAGAACGACUACCUGCACGCAGCGCUGGUCACGGUCUUCCAGAUCCACCAGGAGGCCCCAGCUUUGCAGGACAUCCUGGUGUUUCUCACUGGCCAGGAGGAGAUCGAGGCCAUGAGCAAGACCUGCCGAGACAUCGCCAAGCACCUCCCGGACGGCUGCCCCGCCAUGCUGGUCCUUCCUCUCUACGCCUCCUUGCCCUACACACAGCAGCUCCGUGUCUUCCAGGGUGCCCCCAAGGGCUAUCGCAAAGUGAUCAUUUCAACCAACAUCGCUGAGACCUCCAUCACCAUUGCAGGAAUAAAAUACGUGGUUGACCCGGGCAUGGUUAAAGCAAAGAAGUAUAACCCUGACAGUGGUCUCGAGGUGCUGGCUGUGCAGCGGGUGUCAAAGACACAGGCCUGGCAGCGCACGGGAAGGGCCGGCCGAGAGGACAGUGGCAUCUGUUACCGGCUCUACACGGAGGAGGAGUUUGAGAGGUUUGAGAAGAUGACGGUGCCAGAGAUCCAGAGGUGCAACCUGGCAAGUGUGAUGCUACAGCUCCUGGCCAUGAAAGUCCCCAACGUGCUCAAUUUUGACUUCAUGUCCAAACCAUCUCCAGAUCACAUCCAGGCUGCCGUCGCCCAGCUGGGCCUGCUGGGCGCUCUGGACCAGGAGGAUGACCAGCUCACCCUGACGCCCAUUGGAAGAAAGAUGGCCGCAUUUCCCUUAGAACCCAAAUUUGCCAAAGCCAUCCUCCUGUCCCCCAAGUUCCACUGCACCGAGGAGAUCCUGACCAUCGUGUCCCUGCUGUCCGUGGACAGCGUUCUCCACAACCCUCCUGCCCGGCGGGAUGAGGUGCAGGCCGCCCGGAAGAAGUUCAUAUCCAGUGAGGGGGACCACAUGACCCUGCUGAAUAUCUACCGGACCUUCAAAAACCUCGGUGGUAAUAAGGAUUGGUGCAAAGAGAAUUUUGUUAACAGCAAGAAUAUGAUGCUGGUCGCUGAAGUCCGAGCGCAGCUUCGGGACAUCUGCUUAAAGAUGUCCCUGCCGGUGGCUUCGUCCCGGGGAGACACGGAGAGUGUCCGCCGUUGCCUGGCGCACAGCCUCUUCAUGAGCACGGCCGAGCUGCAGCCCGACGGCACCUACGCCACCACCGACACCCACCAGCCCGUGGCCAUCCACCCCUCGUCGGUCCUCUUCCACUGCAAGCCGGCCUGCGUGGUGUACACCGCCUUGCUGCACACCAACAAGUGCUACAUGCGCGACCUGUGCGUCGUGGAUGCCGAGUGGCUGUACGAGGCUGCCCCCGAGUACUUCCGGCGGAAGCUGAGAGCCGCCAGGAGCUGAGCCCCGAAGCGCAGCUGUCUGGGCACUCGGUCACGGCGUCCCCCGGCGGGCUGGGCCCGAGGUAGGCAGCCCCCCAGGAGCUCAGAGGCGACGAUUUAAACUCCAACUGAACCGUGUGGGAAGGAAGUGGCUCAGAACUUUUGAGCCUCAGUUUCCGCCCCUGCCCAAUGGGGGCGUGAUCACCAUCAUCCUGACUUUCAGGGCCGAGGUCACCCAGGUUAGGGGUGACAUCGGGAGCCAGCUUUGUUCUCUCACGUGAUGGGAAUCGAGUACAGCCGAAUCCUGUGUGUUCUUGAGACUGUGCGGGAGCGUUUUCAGGGGGCUAAGGUCCCAGAGCUGGGGCGUUGCCCUGAGGUCUGUUUCGACUUGUAUCGGCAGUGAGAUGUUAAAGGGGAAAGCAGCAGCAGCGGCUGACCUCUACGGAAGUUUCCAGAAGGAAGUGCGUUUGUCUGACUUCACGGGCUGGCUCCUCACUGGCCAGGAUGAGGGCCCUUGCGCUCCACACAAGGACCCGUGAGGCCGCGUCUGCCCUGGGGAGCCUUGGCCCCUGGUGCCUCGGUCACGGGUUUGUGGCGUCCGUCUGACACGUCUGCCUCCUGGGCUGACGUCCGUUUGUGUGUGUGUGGAAAGUGUCGAGCGUGAGCAGCGGAAGCUGACGCCCUGGUGCUCGUGGUCCCCGCUGGAGCCAGCAGGUCCCCACUGGUUACUUGCCUCUCCCGCGGGCCGGCCUACACUUGGGCCAUUUCUCUUAUGGCAGGACCCCCGUCAGCGAGCCGGGCGGGUCUGGGAGAACCCAGGAGCCCUGCCUCGGCCUUCCACAUCAUGGCUUCCGGCUCCUUGCUGUUUCUUUACAUUCCUCAGCUGUGUCCUGAGGAGACGGGCUGGCUUUUGCUGCUUCAUUUGCUAGAACCAGAAGAGCCGCACUGCCUCUUCCUGCCCUGAGGUUUUGAGAAAGGGAGAAGACACCAAAGGUUCCCCAAAGCAAAGAAUCUUUCUCCAGAGAACAUUUGGUCCCGGCCUGAAAGAAGCGCUCGUGAUGCUGUGUAUUGGUCUGAACAUGUCUGUGCCCUUUUAGGUCAUACAACUGCCAGGGGAAUCCGCACGGGUUCAAACCAUGCCAAGGUUCUCUCCAGAGAGCGUGGAUGGUCUCCCCGGUGUGGCUCUAGGGUCCCAGACCACGGCCUGACGGAGUGCUCAGUCCCUGGUCAGCUCUGCCAUGUUGUGCAUGUCAGGGUUUUCACCAGUGGGGAGGGAGGGGGAUGGGGGGUGGAGGCAGCACUUGGGACUUAUUUAUGUUGGAAAUAGAUUGAAGCCAAAUAGAACCCGACAGUCCUUCGAUACCUAUCUUACUGGGUUCUUAGUAGACAGCUGAGGGGGCUCCAGGGGGGAAUUCUUGCCCUCUGUGCAGGAGACCCAGCCCUGAUUUCUGACCAACAGACCUUCAGGGCAGCUACCCUCUGUCUGCCACUGGAGGCUUGUGUGCUGCUGUGACACUGCACAGCUUCAAUGGAGCGUCUGAGCUAAGCCAGUAGGAAGAAAGGGCAGAUGAUUGACUGAAAAUUUGCCAACGAAACUGGGUCACAAUGGUCCAGUAUCAUUGUGCACACUACGCCCACAUACACACACUUCCAGCAGGUUCUUCCUUAGAUCAACUUGCUCUUAGCAUUGUUCACUUCCUGAAAGGUUGUUUUUUUUUUUUUGCUGUAUUUUCCCCCCAUGUGUUUGAUAGAGGUUUGACUUGGUAAAAGAAAACCCAUUUCUGGUAAAACCUUCAUUAUGAUAAAAACUUAGACAUUGG
Echinops telfairi (small Madagascar hedgehog) is the source of this 3931-nucleotide messenger RNA. RefSeq names its product DEAH-box helicase 33 (gene DHX33). NCBI's taxonomy places the organism in Eukaryota, Metazoa, Chordata, Mammalia, Afrosoricida, Tenrecidae. Gene Ontology annotation, cellular component: nucleolus; intracellular anatomical structure. The record is from RefSeq and is a predicted model, not a curated record. The coding region runs from base 16 to 2133 and encodes 705 amino acids. The transcript has 12 exons. Gene Ontology annotation, molecular function: RNA binding; ATP binding. Gene Ontology annotation, biological process: positive regulation of transcription by RNA polymerase I.